Caenorhabditis remanei is the source of this 918-nucleotide messenger RNA. RefSeq lists its product as uncharacterized. Lineage: Eukaryota; Metazoa; Nematoda; Chromadorea; Rhabditida; Rhabditidae. The transcript has 12 exons. Bases 1 to 918 code for a protein of 305 amino acids. The record is from RefSeq and is a predicted model, not a curated record.
AUGACAUUGCUCCAACAAAUCCUCUUCCUGGAACCAGUUUUGUACCCACUCUCAACGAUAAAUGGAUGUAGAGUAACAAAUAUCAGAUGUCAACGAGAUGAUGGUCUUUCUUGCAGUUCUGUAGCUAUUCAGGGAAUUACAGCAGGUGGGACUACCUCACUUCAAACAACUGAGAAUAGUGAUGUAUCUAUAUUAACCAUGGGAUGUAAUGAAAAUGGUCAAUUUACGUAUGAGAGAAACGUCGGGAUCACUGAAUUGUCUUGUGUCUUCAAUCAGUGCCCACCUCCGUCCUGCACUUCGUGUGAUAUCAGGACAAUUCCUCUGACCGCACCGCCAGCGGGAACCAGUUUAAAUACAGAUGAAGCUACGUUUGACGGAUGUAAGGCUGCAAUUGUUACAUGCCAAAGAGAUGAUGGUCAAGUGUGUACUACUGUUACAGUCCAGGGAACAACUUCUUCUGGAGUUUCAGAUAUCAGAUCAACAAUGGGCGCGGGUUUAGCGUCUGCUGAAUUAACAUGUUCUGUAGAUAGCAAGUACACUACUGGAACCGGCUCUGAAGUCACUGCACUAUCCUGUAACUUCAAUCAGUGUCCACGACCCUCAUGUACAUCGUGUAAGCCUGAAGAUACAAUUUUCGUAGACCCACCAACAGGCGAAUACUACUAUACAUACAGGGAAACUAGUGGCGCCGGUGAAUGUAUUCAGGCAGAUAUUACAUGUAGGACACUUGGUGGUAAAGUAUGUGAAUCAAUCGAAUGGCUGAUCGAUAGUUCGAGUGGGAUAGAACAAAUCAUUAGUGCUAAUUACAACGCUCAAGUGAGUGGUCGGAAUAUUGCAUGUAGUGGAGACGGAACGUGGAAUGCGUUUUUCCGGACGGAAGUCACAAAAAUCGUUUGUCGGUUUAAUAAUUGUGCAUGA